Microcebus murinus (gray mouse lemur) is the source of this 1466-nucleotide messenger RNA. RefSeq names its product otoconin 90 (gene OC90). Gene Ontology annotation, molecular function: calcium ion binding; phospholipid binding. NCBI's taxonomy places the organism in Eukaryota, Metazoa, Chordata, Mammalia, Primates, Cheirogaleidae. The record is from RefSeq and is a predicted model, not a curated record. Gene Ontology annotation, biological process: arachidonate secretion; lipid catabolic process; phospholipid metabolic process.
GUUCCUGUUGGAGCCAGAGCCCCGUCCUUUGCUCUCCUGCCAUGAUCGUGCUGCUUCUGAGCAUGCUGAUGGCGCCCCAUGCUGGGGGCCAUCCUCUGGACACUCCACAUCUUCCGCAGGAGUUGCCUCCAGAACUCUCAAAAAAUAUCAAUAUCACACUCUUCAAUGGGAUGUUUCAAAAUGUGGAAAGUGUAGCCGAAGUUUUUGACUGCCUGGGCACCCACUUCACCUGGCUGCAGGCUGUCUUCACCAACUUCCCUGUGCUGCUCCAAUUCGUGAACGGUAUGAAGUGCGUGGCUGGUCUCUGCCCCCGGGACUUUGAAGACUAUGGCUGCGCCUGCAGGUUUGAGAUGGAAGGGCUGCCCAUGGACGAAUCUGACAGCUGCUGCUUCCAGCACCGCAGGUGCUACGAGGAGGCCGCUGACAUGGACUGUCUGCAGGACCCGGCCAAGCUUAGCACAGACAUCGACUGCGUCAGCAAGAAGGUCACGUGCGAGUCUAAGGACCCUUGUGAGCACCUGCUGUGUACCUGUGACAAGGCUGCCAUUGAAUGCUUGGCUCGGUCCAGCCUCAACUCUUCACUGAACCUUCUGGACAGCUCCUUCUGCCUGGCUCAGGCUCCAGAGACAACCAUCGGGAGAGAGCUGACAACACUUCUGCCCAGAGUGGAUCCUGGGGAGCCCACAGAUGCCAGCCUGAAAGCCCUCUCAGGAGAAGAACGAGGCCAAGAUCAGGAAGGCGUGGAAGCUGCUAGGACCACAUCCCCUCCAGGAUCUGCAGAGAUUGUUGCCGCAGCUGAAAGUGUAACCCUUGUCCCUGCUGGUGUUAAAUCUGUGGGGCUGGCGGUGUCAUCCGUUGAGAAUGGUCCUGAGGAGACGACGGGCAAAGCCUGUGACAGAUUCACCUUCCUGCACCUGGGACGUGGGGACAGCACGCAGGUGAUGCCGCAGCUUGGAGAGAUGCUCUUUUGUCUGACGUCCCGGUGCCCAGAGGAGUUUGAAUCUUACGGUUGUUACUGUGGGCAGGAAGGAAGAGGCCAGCCGAGGGACGCCCUGGACAGGUGCUGUCUGUCCCAUCGCUGCUGCCUGGAGCAGGUGAGAAGGCUGGGCUGCCUGCUCGGGAAGCUUCCUCAGUCGCCGGUGGUGUGUGUGGAUCGCACACCCAAGUGUGGGGGGCAGAGCCUGUGCCAGAAGCUGCUCUGUGCCUGUGACCGGACGGCAGCUGAGUGCAUGGCCUCCGCCUCCUUUAAUGAAAGCCUCAAGUCCCCAGCUGGAAAAGAGUGCCCCGGGGGACCGGCGGCCUGCGAGAACAGCCUGAGCCCAGAGUCCUCAGCCCCUUCCCUGGGCUCCAGCUCCGAGGAGAACAGUGAGGAGGCCCCGCCCCACACGGAGGGCCACAGAAGAGACAGAAGAUUUCUGCAGAAGUCACUUGGUCCCUUAGGGAUCAGGCCCCUCUGUGGAAGAUAG